Molecule: messenger RNA, 1986 nt
Organism: Trichomonas vaginalis G3
Lineage: Eukaryota; Parabasalia; Trichomonadida; Trichomonadidae
Product: L domain-like family
Exons: 1
Coding region: 1-1986 (661 amino acids)
Source: RefSeq, a predicted model, not a curated record
AUGAGUGACGUAGAAGAAUCAAUUAUUGAAAAUACACCAGAAGAGGAAGAUGCCAAUAUAGCUGAAGAAGAACCAAAACCUGAGGAAGAGCAAGAGGAAGAAAAUAAUGAGCAUGUAACUAUCGAAACUCAAGAUGAAGAUAAUGAAAACAAGGAAAAUCAGCAAAAUCAAGAAGAAGAUAACAAUGAAUCAAAGCAAGAAAUUAAACAGAAACCAGACUUUAUGCUUACUCAGAAGAGAUUUGAUUAUGAAAAUGUUAAACGAAGAAAACAAGAAUUAGCGCAAGAAAAUACAUCAAAAGAGACAAAACAGAGAGGUAGAUCUACAGCACAGCGUACUGAUGUAAUUUUUACAAACAAAAACAUACAAAAUCUCGAAAAAAUUAAAUUCAAUCCGAAAUGCACAAUGAUAGAUCUUUCUUCUAACAAAAUUGUUAAUUUUGAUGGAAUGCCACAUCUUAAAUGUCUCACUUCGAUGCAAUUUGAUUCAAAUCCAAUUAGAUCGUUUAAAGGAGCUGUAAUUCAAGAGCGUCUUAAAUGGGUUUCAAUGAAGUUAUGUCCAAUAUCUCGCAAUCCAUACUUCAAGCUGAUGGUUUUGGUUGCAUUUGACAAUAUCGUCAAACUUGAGAAUCAAAAUGGGACAGUUACCUACAAAGGAUCAAUUACAACAAUCAAUGAUAGCAAAAUCAACGAUAAGCUUCGUGAACAAGCUUACAAAAUUGCAGAUCAUCUUCGUCCAGAGUUAGUUGAAGGAAAGAUCAUUACAAACUUAACACCACUUCGCAUGAUCAACAACGAGGCAGAUGAAUCUUUACCAGAAGGCAGAAAAGUUGAUCCUUCUCCACAAUUAUUGGAAACAACUACUAGAAUGGUUACAAAGAUGGAAUCACAGGUAAAGAAAGUUAAGACAGAACAUGAAAUGUCCAAUUCGCAAAACAAACCAAGGUUACAGAGUGUUGCUGUUAAAUGCAAUUUGUUGCUUAAUGAAAACACUGAUUUAAAGUCUUUUGUUAAGAAGGACGUUCUUAAUAAUGUUGUUGAUCGCAUUAAUAAACUCAGACUUGAAUUUGAACCAACAGAAAAUGACGAAGAAGAAGAGUUAUAUGAAGAGGAGGAAGAAGAAGUUCCAAAACUUGAAGAUCAAUCAGCUGAAGAACCAAAGAAAGAAGAAGAAAUUCAUGAAGAACCAAAGAAGGAAGAAAAAGAAGACGGAAAGCAGCCAGAUGCUGAAGAACAACAAAAUCAGAAUGCCGAAGAAGAAAUUUCAGAAAUACAAUUGAAAAAUGUUGAAACCAAGCAAGACGAAGAAGAAAACGUCCAAGAACAAGUAAAGAAAGAAGAGUUGAAACAACAAGAAGAGGAAGAAGAAGAGAAACAUGAAAUACAUGAAGAGAUUCAUAAUGCUGAAGAAGAAGAGAAACAUAAAGAGGAAGAAGAGAAAGGAGAAAUGAAGAAUGAAGAGGAAGAAGAGAAAGGAGAAAAUGAAGAACAGAAACAUGAAGAGGAAGAAGAAAAGAAGAAUGAAAAUGAAGAUGAAGAAGUAAAGAAGGAUAAAAAUGAAGAAGAGAAACAUGAAGAGGAAGAAGAAAAGAAGAAUGACGAGGAAGAGAAAGAAAACAGUGAACAAAAUCAGAGUGAAAAACCAAAAGUGAAUGAAGAUAAGUCAAAGGUAGAAGAGGAAGAAGAAUGCUUUGCAGAGGAAGAAACUACAAACGACCAAGAUAUUAAAGAAGAGAAAGUAAAUAUUGAAGAACCAAUGAAUGAAACAGAGCAGAACAUCAAAGAGGAGGAAGAAGAAAAGCAUGAAGAAAACCUGUUUGAGGAAAACGCAGAAAUACAUGAAGAGGAAUAUGAAGAAGAGGAAGAGGAUGAUAUUAGUAACAGCAUUGUCCUCAAGAAAGCAAAAAAGAUAAAUGAAGAAGAGGAAUCUCUUGAAAAGGUUCUUGCUCAAGGUGCUGAAUUAGAUCUUUCUGUUGAUGAAGAAUAA